Ogataea philodendri is the source of this 243-nucleotide messenger RNA. RefSeq lists its product as uncharacterized. The coding region runs from base 1 to 243 and encodes 80 amino acids. The transcript has a single exon. The record is from RefSeq and is a predicted model, not a curated record. NCBI's taxonomy places the organism in Eukaryota, Fungi, Ascomycota, Pichiomycetes, Pichiales, Pichiaceae.
AUGUCCAUCAUCUUGGUCUGGAAAACGUCGUCCACGGCCUCCACAGAAACACCUGUUCCCGAUUGGGGCAUCGCAAACACGUCCACCACGUGGAUUGUGAAAUCGUCAAUGAAAUCUCCCAGCAUGAGACCCAUCACUUCCAUAGGAACACCUGCACGGCCGUGCUUCAGCAUCUUGAGCAACGCCAACGACGAGAUAUACACGGUUUCCGCAUUGUCGAUGGCCGGCUGGUCGCCCUGCUGA